Messenger RNA from Amphiprion ocellaris (clown anemonefish), 1481 nucleotides. RefSeq names its product centrosomal protein of 55 kDa-like. Gene Ontology annotation, biological process: mitotic cytokinesis; regulation of phosphatidylinositol 3-kinase/protein kinase B signal transduction. The coding region runs from base 164 to 1369 and encodes 401 amino acids. The transcript has 10 exons. NCBI's taxonomy places the organism in Eukaryota, Metazoa, Chordata, Actinopteri, Pomacentridae. The record is from RefSeq and is a predicted model, not a curated record.
GGACCAUACUGUUAUUAUUCACAAACUAACGUCUUCGCGCUGAACUCCACCGCCGGCCAUGUUUCAUGUAUUUUAUAUUUUAAGCUAGUGGAUAGUUGCAUGAAGGCAGCACCGUGAGCUAACGUUAUCAUUUGGCAGCUACCAUCCUCCUGAGGUGACAGAGAUGGCUGCCUCUAAAUAUAAAUGCUCCCUUCAGAAAAAGCUCAACUCAGAGCUUGUUAUGGUUGUCAGCAGUCUAAAGAAGCAGGAUGCCUGUCUGAAGAAGACCCUGGCUGAGCUGUCACAACAACAUUCACAACAGAAUAAGCUACUGGAGAGAUUCCGCAUUCUUCAAAUCGAAAGGCACGAAAGUUGUCACCCGGUAGCUAAUGAGAAGAAAGCUGCUUUGCCAUCAGAGCAGCCAUGUCAGACAGAAUGGAAUCUGAUAGAUGGAGCCUCCACACGAAAUGAACAGACUUUAGCCAGCACUCGAACUGUGACAGAACUCCACAAUGAACUCAGAGAUGCCUUGGAAAAGAACAAGCAGUGGCUGGAAUAUGACCAGCAGAGAGAGGCCUGUAUGAGGGCGAUUCUGGCCAGAGCGUUAUGGCUGGAGAAGCAACUGAGCGAAGCCAAUCAGGCCCUCUCACAGCAGCACAAUGAGGAGCAUUCAGAUGUCAUUACAGAGAAAGAGAGAGUAAACCAGAUGCAGGAGCACUAUGAAAAACUCUUGCAGAAAGCCAAAAACGAGCAGGAGGCGCUCAGGGAACAGCUUGACAUGGCCAACAACAAUCUGAUAAUCGCCCAAAACUGGUGCGAGGAAAGGGAGAAGGAGUUGGAGGUCCUCAAGCAACAGCUGCAAACCGAAAGAAUGAGCAGAGAAAGUGCGCAGGAAGGUGACCAUUGCUCUAAGGAUGAAGAGCAACAGCUGAAGGACAAGACCAAGGAUUUCCAGAGCAAGCUGAAUGAGGAAAGGCGAAGGUCGGCUAACUUGGUGCUACAGGCAAAUCUGUUUCAGAGGUUUAUGUUAAAUCGUCACCAUGCAGACCAGGAAAACACUGCAGAGCUGCAGCGACAGAUCAAGAUUUCUUCACAAGACCUUGAGGAUGUGAAGCAGGAUUGUUCAUAUUUAAAGAAGCAAAUGAUCAGACUUCUGAAGACGCUGCAGAAAAAAGGCCAUGUGAAAAAACAGUCACAGAGAGACCAGCAGGAUCACAACUCAUGCGAAGUGAUGCAGCCCCCCUCCCAGCUCUCCAGAGACUUCCUGGCAUCCUCUCCACUCAGCAGCUCGCUGAAUGAAAGCUUCCUGGAGUGUCCCAGCUGCCAUGCCGAGUAUCCAGCCAGUCACUACCGAGAACUGAUAAACCAUCUAGAAAUCUGUCUAGACUGAGUCAACGGAAAAUCUCUUUAGUUCUGUACCUCCUAUAAUUUGAAUUGUUUCUUUACCAAUUAUAUGUAACUACAGGUGCAAGUUAUCUAAAUAAACUACAGUGUUGAGUUAA